AUGGGCUCCUCCGAAGUCUAUCUCAAACCGGUGAAAAUGUCUGAUGAUGACCUUGCCGUUCUUACGCUGAGAAAUUUAAUAUUCGAUAUCUGCAACCAGAACGGUGGGGGGCAUGGUGGAUCUGCCAUUGGAAUGGCAGCAAUCGGUGUGGCCCUGUGGAAGUACGUUAUGCGAUACAAUCCUUCGAACCCGGACUGGUUCAACAGGGAUCGAUUUGUGCUCUCCAAUGGUCAUUGUGCGAUGUUCUUAUAUGCGCUCAACUAUUUGACGGGAUAUGAUGCCUGGACGAUGGAUGAGCUGAAGGGAUAUGGAAGUGCAAAAGAGAAUGGGUAUACCACGCUUGCACACGGACAUCCGGAAAUUGAGUGUCCUGGCGUUGAAGUUACCACAGGCCCUCUUGGACAAGGAAUCGCUAACGCGGUUGGUCUUGCUAUUGCUUCCAAGAACUUGGCCGCCCAAUUUAACCAACCUGGGCACGAAGUCGUGAAUUCCCGCAUUUACUGCAUGACUGGAGAUGGUUGUCUUAUGGAAGGUGUUGCCCUUGAAGCCAUUGCCCUUGCCGGUCAUUUGCAAUUGGACAACCUCGUUUUGAUCUACGAUAACAACGGCAUUACCUGCGAUGGACCACUCGCGUGGAUCAACAGCGAGGAUGUAAAUGGCAAAAUGCGAGCCUCCGGAUGGCACGUCCUAGACGUCCUAGAUGGCUGUUACGAUGUCGAAGCGAUCAUUUCCUCGCUAAAUCAUGCAAAGUGGCUGAAGGGAAAACCAACUUUCAUCAACAUUCGUACCGUGAUUGGUCUUGGUACUAGUACCGCUGGAACCGCUAAGGCGCACCACGGAGCCUUCGAUCCUGAGAGCGUGGCUCGAUCUAAAAUUGCCGCGGGCCAAAACCCUUCUACGACCCACAAUCCAUCAGAACGCUGCUUGAGGUACUUCCGGGAAAGGAAAGAGCACGGCGAAGCGUUAGAAAGGGACUGGGAGGACCUCUUGAUGAGAUAUGCUCGUGAAUAUCCAGAAAAGGCCAGCGAGUUUGCCUUCCGGCUUCGGGGUGCGAAGCCAGACCUGAAGACGCUGCUAGAGCAUCUAGACAGUGAACAAUUCCGGGGGAUGGCCACCAGAGAGUCAAACGGACUCAUAUUGGAAAAGCUUUGGGAUUUCUACCCUUCGUUGUGUGGUGGAGGUGCAGACCUUGUCAACUCCAACAAAUUCCUUUAUUCGGACAGCGAUGUGUUUCAUCCAUCAGUGAGCUAUAAAGGGCGAUAUAUAAGACAUGGAAUCCGAGAGCAUGCGAUGGCCUCCGUUUCAAAUGGAAUUGCCGCUUUCCAUCCUGGAACCUUUCUACCAGUGACUGCAACGUUCUUUAUGUUUUACAUCUACGCAGCACCCGGUGUACGAAUGGGUGCUCUCAGCCACCUUCCGGUAAUCCACAUUGCAACGCACGACUCGUUCGCCGAGGGCCAGAACGGCCCUACUCAUCAGCCCGUCGAACUUGAUUCACUGUAUCGUGCUAUGCCAAACCUGACAUACAUCCGGCCGUCUGAUGCUGAAGAGGUGAUCGGUGCUUGGAUGUGGGCAACGGCAUCAACUAACAGCCCCACAAUGAUUUCUGUAGCUCGCGAUCCUCUUGAUAACAUUCCAGGGACCAGCAGGUCCAGAGUGCUCAAAGGAGCAUACGUGCUUCAGAAUGACACCGAAGCCGAUGUGACGUUAGUCAGCUGCGGUUCAAGUUUGCAACAUGCCGUUCGCGCCGCAAAGCAAUUACGCGAGCAGCACUCCAUUAGUUGUCGGAUUGUCAGCUGCCCAAGCUUCGAUCUCUUCGAUCAGCAAAGUGGGGAAUACCGAGAAUCAGUCUUUCCCUUAGAUGGCAAGCCGAUCAUCAGCGUCGAAGAGUACGUGGCCACGACCUGGGCUCGGUAUGUUACUGCCAGUGUCGGUAUGAGCUCUUACGGUUAUUCUGCGUCAAACCCGAGCAAUUAUGAACGAUUCCGCUUGGACUCCGAAGGAAUAACUGCUCGUGUUAAACAAUAUCUCGCAUUCCUGGACGGCCGUAACGCACGACACAUGGGUUGGCGAUCGAUCUAA
This is a messenger RNA of Penicillium canescens, 2082 nucleotides long. RefSeq lists its product as uncharacterized. The record is from RefSeq and is a predicted model, not a curated record. The coding region runs from base 1 to 2082 and encodes 693 amino acids. The transcript is spliced from 5 exons. Gene Ontology annotation, biological process: pentose-phosphate shunt. Lineage: Eukaryota; Fungi; Ascomycota; Eurotiomycetes; Eurotiales; Aspergillaceae. Gene Ontology annotation, molecular function: transketolase activity. Gene Ontology annotation, cellular component: cytosol.